UGUCCUGGCCCCGCUCCGGUACUGCUGUGAUUUCCGGCCCUACUUCACCAUCCACGACAGCGAGUUCAAGGAGUACACGACCCGCACCCAGGCCCCGCCAAACAUCGUGGUGGGCGUCACAAACCCUUUCUUCAUCAAAACCCUGCAGCACUGGCCGCACAUCCUGCGGGUGGGGGAGCUCAGGAUGUCAGGCGACCUGCCCAAGCAGGUGAAGGUGAAGAAACUGGCCAAGCUCAAAACCCUGGACACAAAACCAGGAAUCUAUACUUCUUAUAAAACAUUCCUUCACAAAGACAAAUCCCUGAUAAAGAGAUUGCUAAAGGUAAGCACUUCCCACUCCCUCCUGCAUCCUGGAUGGGAAAACUGUGCCACCAGCUUG
Neopelma chrysocephalum (saffron-crested tyrant-manakin) is the source of this 379-nucleotide messenger RNA. Its product is annotated as protein DENND6B-like. Gene Ontology annotation, molecular function: guanyl-nucleotide exchange factor activity. The annotation marks the transcript as partial. The transcript has 4 exons. The record is from RefSeq and is a predicted model, not a curated record. Lineage: Eukaryota; Metazoa; Chordata; Aves; Passeriformes; Pipridae. Gene Ontology annotation, cellular component: recycling endosome.